Molecule: messenger RNA, 837 nt
Organism: Cryptomeria japonica (Japanese cedar)
Lineage: Eukaryota; Viridiplantae; Streptophyta; Pinopsida; Cupressales; Cupressaceae
Product: G-type lectin S-receptor-like serine/threonine-protein kinase At2g19130
Exons: 1
Coding region: 1-837 (278 amino acids)
Biological process (GO): recognition of pollen
Source: RefSeq, a predicted model, not a curated record
AUGGGGGAUAUCCCGGAAAAGUUCCUCUUAAGCCGGUUUUUGGUUUUUACAGUGUUUAGUCAACUGAGCAGUUAUGCUGCUGUAGUCGAGGGUGGAGAUACUCUUUCCUUGGGCGCCUCAAUUACUGGAAAUCAGACAAUAAUUUCAGAGAAUGGCACAUUUGAAUUGGGGUUCUUCAGCCCAAAUGGAACCACUAACUGGUAUAUAGGCAUCUGGUAUGCCAAUAUAACAGAGAAGACUAUUGUUUGGGUGGCUAACAGGGAGAAUCCCGCGAGAAAUAGGUCUGGGGUUUUGAAGCUGUCAAAGGAAGGUGAUCUCGAACUGUUCGAUGCAGAGGGCGCCUCUCUUUGGUCGGCCGACACAUCGAACAAGGCCUCCCGAGCUGUGAUAUUAGACUCUGGUAAUUUGGUAAUGCUCAGUGAUGAAAAUAAAUUUGAAACUGUUUGGCAGAGUUUCGACUAUCCUGUUGGCACCUUGUUGCCAGGGAUGAGGUUCGGUGGACAGCAAAAGCUAGUCUCUUGGAAAAGUUCAUUGGAUCCUGCUCCUGGGCUUUUCUCGUAUCAGUCAGAUCCAUCAGGGGUCAAACAAUUGGUGCUGAUAUGGAACAGUUCUGUACAGUAUUGGGGAAGCGGAACUUGGGACGGCAAUGCUUUCAGUCAAAUUCCAGAAAUGAGAAACAAAGUUUUCUACAAUAUCAGCGUAGAAAAUACAAACUCUGCUUUGUAUGUCACAUAUACAUCGAUGGGUAUCAAGAAUGCGCUCUCACGUUUUGUCCUAGUUAAUUCUGGAGGAACGCAACUAUAUGGCCUGCUUGAUGACGCUAAAUGGAGCUUGUAG